This is a messenger RNA of Aureococcus anophagefferens, 800 nucleotides long. RefSeq lists its product as hypothetical. The record is from RefSeq and is a predicted model, not a curated record. The transcript has 2 exons. The annotation marks the transcript as partial. NCBI's taxonomy places the organism in Eukaryota, Pelagophyceae, Pelagomonadales, Pelagomonadaceae.
GGUGCGUCGCGCCGGACACGUGCCAGUGCGGCCCCCACUGGCACGGCCACGACUGCUCGCUGCCCGUGUGCCACCAGGGCUUCUUCGCGCCGUUCCUCGACGCCGAGGCGCCGCGGCGGCCGCCGCCGGACCGGCCCCUGCACUGGCCGAGCUACCGGCCCUGCUUCUACGGCCGCUGGUGCAACGCGACGCGCGGCUUCGACUGCGCGCAGCUCCGGCGCCCCGCGCCGCCCCUCGAGGUGCCCAGCGGCGGCGCGUUCCGCGCGGCCACGGGCUGGCGCGACCGGCCCGACCGCUGCGACAUCUUCGAGGUCCGCGACGACGCGUACACGCGCUUCCAGUACACGCCUGUGUACACGCGCGAGGACAACUCGACGACGGCCUACCACCGCUACACGCCGCUCACGCCCUACGGCUGGAACGCGACGGGCUGGCCCUGGCGCGCCUACGCGGGCGCCGCGGACGGCGGCGCGGGCCGGUCGCGGCCCUGGAACCGGCGGAGCGACCGCCAGGUCGCGUUCUUCGAGUACCACAACGUGACCCAGGGCGUCUACGCCUGCGCCAACGGCGGCAACUGCACGGCGCCCGACGUCUGCCGCUGCGCCGAGGGCUGGAGCGGCUUCGACUGCCGCACGCCGAUCUGCGACCAGGGCUACUACGUCGAGGACCAGGCCAGCUUCGUGUCCGGCACGGAGGACCCGGACGAGGUCGCGUACUUCGAGCGCUUCCUCGACCCCAACGUGUCGGCCUACCGGCGGACCUGGCCCUACAGCAACCCGGACUUCGUGCUCGACGAGGAG